Coturnix japonica (Japanese quail) is the source of this 1718-nucleotide messenger RNA. It is a transcript of the gene RCL1, whose product is annotated as RNA terminal phosphate cyclase like 1. Gene Ontology annotation, biological process: endonucleolytic cleavage of tricistronic rRNA transcript (SSU-rRNA, 5.8S rRNA, LSU-rRNA); ribosome biogenesis. The record is from RefSeq and is a predicted model, not a curated record. NCBI's taxonomy places the organism in Eukaryota, Metazoa, Chordata, Aves, Galliformes, Phasianidae. Gene Ontology annotation, cellular component: nucleolus. Gene Ontology annotation, molecular function: RNA endonuclease activity.
UCCCAGCGCUUCCUGUUCCCAACCACGUGUGCUCGCCGUGGGGCAGGCGGCGGCAUGGCGGGUGGCGGCGGGCAGAGCCUCAGCUUCGCGGGGUGCAACUUCCUCCGGCAGCGGCUGGUGCUGUCCACGCUCAGCGGGAGGCCGCUCAAAAUACGCAAGAUCCGCGACAAGGAGGAGGACCCCGGUCUCCGCGACUUUGAAGCAUGUUUUAUUCGCCUUCUUGACAAAGUGACGAAUGGCUCUAGGAUCGAGAUAAACCAAACAGGCACUACCUUGUAUUAUCAGCCUGGUCUACUAUAUGGGGGCUCACUGGAACAUGAUUGCAGCCCUAGUCGCAGUAUUGGCUACUACUUGGAAGGUCUACUUUGUUUGGCACCUUUCAUGAAACAUCCACUGAAGAUUGUCCUGAGGGGAGUAACAAAUGAUCAAGUAGAUCCUUCGGUUGAUGUCCUUAAGGCAACAGCUCUACCACUGCUGAAAAAAUUUGGAAUUGAUGGUGAAAGUCUGGAAAUCAAGAUCAACCGGAGAGGAAUGCCUCCAAAAGGAGGUGGAGAGAUAUUAUUUUCUUGUCCAGUAAGAAAGGUCUUGCAGCCUAUUCAGUUCACUGACCCAGGCAAAAUCAAGCGCAUCAGAGGAACUGCGUAUUCUGUCAGAGUGUCUCCACAGAUGGCAAACAGAAUGGUGGAAUCUGCAAGGAGUAUCCUGAAUAAAUUCCUCCCAGAUAUUUAUAUCUACACAGACCAUAUGAAAGGGAUCAGCUCUGGAAAAUCUCCAGGUUUCGGCAUAUGCCUUAUUGCGGAAACCAUCAAUGGCACUAUGCUCAGUGCUGAGUUAGCCUCAAACCCUCAGGGCCAGGGAGCAGCUGUGCUUCCUGAGGAACUUGGCCAGAAUUGUGCUAAGCUGUUGCUUGAGGAGAUAUACAGGGGAGGUUGUGUUGAUUCAACAAACCAGAGCCUUGCUCUGCUGCUCAUGACCCUUGGACAACAGGAUGUUUCCAAAGUCCUGUUAGGACCUCUGUCUCCAUACACAAUUGAGUUUCUGCGACACCUGAGAAGCUUCUUCCAGAUCAUGUUUAAAAUUGAAAUGAAGUCCCCUGAAGAAGAACAUAAGGGUGGGGAGAAAGUCUUAAUGACAUGCGUUGGCAUUGGAUUUUCCAACCUUAGUAAAACAAUAAGAUAAGAAACUUAUCUGCAGACUUUGCAAUGCUUUUUGACAUUCCAUUUUGUAAAAAUCUUAUUAAAAAGUGUUUUCCCCUGGCACCAGGAAAACCACUGUGGAGGUACUUACUGCAUGUAAACAAUAAAGUUACUUCAGGCUGUUUAGACCUGUGUUCUUUUUGAAGAUGCAUUACUGCUAUGCAUGGAAUGACAUGUUUUGUGCAGCUGCAUCAUUUUAAAAGAGGGGUUGUAGUGGAUGACCACUGUUUGGAUUGACAGGUGCUGGAAGUUCCUAUCAGGAUAUAAAUUCUUACCACCAAAAGAAAGUUUUUGGCAGAUUCAGUGCAUACCUGAUGAAGUUAAUGGUCAGCUCCUGACAGAAAGAAAGAGUUUUAUUCUUGAUGUCAUAUUACACUCAGUGUGGAAUAAAACAAAACAGUGUUAGAAGUUGGUAUACUUAUAGAGCAAGUACCAGCAACUGUGUUAUAAUGGUCUUACAAAUGCUAUCCACUGUGAAGUUGGUGUGACCUCUGUAAUGUGAAAAAUUUUCAUUGAUCUGAA